UCUCUCUUGUCUUUUACUGCCAGGAUUUCUCACUUUUUGGAUGCUGGGAGAGACAAUGCCUUUGGUCACCGGACUGGUUCCCUCACGAUUCCUGACCCUCACGGCCCAUUUGGUCAUCGUCAUCACCAUCUUCUGGUCCAGGGAAAACAAUGUCCGCGCUUCCCUGCCUCUCCAGUGCACCCAGGAGGAGUUUGAGAACCAAGACACAGAGAUGGUGGUUGCCCUGUCGGUGACGCUUGGGCUUUUUGCGGUGGAGUUGGCCGGCUUUCUCUCUGGAGUGUCCAUGUUCAACAAUGUGCAGAGCCUCCUCUCCACAGGCGCCCAUGCCUCUGCCUCCAUCACGUUGCUCUUCUUCCUCUUUGAACAGUGGGACAGUGGCCUGUACUGGUGGAUCUUUGCUUUCUGCAGCGCCUUGCCUGCCGCUGUGGAAAUACUGCUUUUCAUCUCGGUCUUGGGCUUGAAGAAGAAGCCCCUGUGAAGCCCCUGCCACCCCCGGAGGAGACGUUUGUUGGGGACGACUCCAGAUGGGCAAGAAAACCAACUGAGCAGAGCCAAGCUGCGCUGGCACCGGGAAACAGAGACUGAGCACAAUUGGGGAGAAGAGGUAGAAUGAACGAGCCACCUGUUCGAGGGCUCUGACCCUCCCUGGUACCACAUUGCCCGCUGCCACCCACAGCUCCAGCAACACAGAUCCGUCUCCUGCGCUGCGUGCUGCCUCCCCCCAGCGGUAAUCGUGGUAACAGCGCCCUGUCGCUGCACAAAGCCAUGCG
This is a messenger RNA of Podarcis raffonei (Aeolian wall lizard), 770 nucleotides long. RefSeq names its product transmembrane protein 107 (gene TMEM107). NCBI's taxonomy places the organism in Eukaryota, Metazoa, Chordata, Lepidosauria, Squamata, Lacertidae. Gene Ontology annotation, cellular component: MKS complex. The record is from RefSeq and is a predicted model, not a curated record. Gene Ontology annotation, biological process: protein localization to ciliary transition zone; non-motile cilium assembly. The transcript is spliced from 5 exons. Bases 41 to 478 code for a protein of 145 amino acids.